This is a messenger RNA of Gadus morhua (Atlantic cod), 889 nucleotides long. Its product is annotated as protein-glutamine gamma-glutamyltransferase 2-like. The record is from RefSeq and is a predicted model, not a curated record. Gene Ontology annotation, biological process: peptide cross-linking. The transcript is spliced from 6 exons. Gene Ontology annotation, cellular component: mitochondrion. Lineage: Eukaryota; Metazoa; Chordata; Actinopteri; Gadiformes; Gadidae. Gene Ontology annotation, molecular function: protein-glutamine gamma-glutamyltransferase activity. The coding region runs from base 134 to 883 and encodes 249 amino acids.
UGAUUCUGGAGGUUGGCUCAGAGCAGUUCAGUUCUGUAUAAAUACAGCGUCUUGAUGAGGAGUAGGCUAGAGCCUAGCGCUGUAAACUUGGACCAGUGUAAGAGCAACUCUUUGAAAGAAUUUAGCAAAGAUAAUGGCCCACACAAACCGUUUAAUUGCUGGUGUUGAUCUGAGAAGCCAGGAAAACAACCGGGAACACCGAACUGAGGAGAUUGAUAGGAAGCGUUUGAUUGUUCGGCGGGGACAAGCCUUCUCCCUGACGGUGCACCUCUCCGACCCGCUGCAGUCCGGCCAUGAGCUGGCCCUGGUCUUAAAGCAGGAUAAGAACAAUGAUGAUAUUGUGAUCAGACAGCGAACGGCUGGAGGGUCUGGUGACAAGUGGUGGUUACACCAGCAGAGCGCGAGGAACGAAUUACUGCUGACUGUGUACAGUCCCGCCCGUGCUGCCGUUGGCGAGUACCGCUUGGCUGUUGAACUGAUGUCAGGGAAUAAACUUCUGGAGAGGACGGACUUUACCAAAAUGUACUUGCUGUUUAAUCCCUGGUGCAAAGAUGAUGCUGUGUACCUCCCUGAUGAAAGUCUGCUCAAGGAAUACAUUAUGAACGAGAAUGGUCGCAUUUUCACUGGGAGUGCGGAUUGGAUGAGUGGGUUGCCAUGGAAUUUCGGACAGUUUGAAGACAAUGUGAUGGACAUCUGCUUUGAGAUCCUUGACCGCUUUAAGCCAGCGAGGUCAGACCCCCCAAACGACAUGCGUCAGCGAUGGGACCCUGUCUACAUCAGCAGGGCAGUCGUUGCCAUGGUGAAUGCCCACGUGACGGUGGAGUCUUGGUGGGGAAAUGGCAGGAACCUUACACAGGUGGAGUACAGCCAACCAAAUGGAUGAGCAGUG